AAACACAUACUUUUCUUAACAAUGUCUUCAAAAUUUUUAGAAGAAUUAUCAAAUGAUUAUGAAAAACUUUUCGAAACUGAAAUAGGAUAUGAUGUUAUUAUUUAUGCUGGAGAUGAACUAAAUGUUAAAGAAAUCCAUGCUCAUUCAAAUAUUUUAUGUAUUAGAUCAAAAUAUUUUCGUACAGCAUUUUCUAAUGAAUGGGCUGAAAAAAAAGAUGGAAAAUUUAUUUUAAAAAAACCAAAUAUUUCGCCUCAUUUAUUUGACAUCAUUCUUAGGUUUAUUUACAGUGGAAAUAUUGAAUUGAAAAAUUUACAAGGACCAGAUGUAUUGAAAUUGUUAAUAGCCGUGGACGAAUUAAAUAUUCAACAAUUAAUUUCUCAUAUUCAAGAAUAUUUGAUUAAACAUCAAACUGAAUUUUUGCAUCAAAAUCCAGCUGGCAUUCUUGAAACUGUCUAUCAACAUGAAACAUUUACAGAUUUAUGGAAUUUUUGUCUUGAAAAGAUUUGUGAAGAUCCUAAAAUUUUAUUUAAUUCUGACAAAUUUGUUAAUUUAAAAGCACCUUUAUUGGAAUUGUUAUUAAAAAGGGAAGAUUUAAACAUGGAUGAAAUUAAGAUUUGGGAAAGUUUAUUGAAAUGGUGUUUUGCUCAACAAAAUAUGGAAAAUAAUCCAGCAAAAUGGAACAAAGAUGAUAUGACAAGAAUUGAACGGUCGUUACACAAGUUUAUUCCACUAAUUAGAUUUUAUGAUAUUGAACCUACAGAUUUCUUUUAUAAAGUUUAUAAUUAUAAAGAUAUCUUACCACAAGACUUAAUUCAUGAUCUCUUAGAAUAUCAUGUUGUUCCUAAUAUGAAACCUAAAACUAAUUUAGCCCCAUCAAGAAAAUCAAAUUUAAAAAUUAAACUUGAUUCAACCAUAAUUCAAUCAAACCACAUCCCCCUUUUAGCUUCAUGGAUUGAUAGAAAUGAUUCUUCAUAUUACAAUAACAAAAAUAUUACCUAUGAUUUCAAAUUAUUAUAUCGUUCAGGUCGGGAUGGAUUUAAUGCUAAAUCAUUUCAUAGAAAUUGUGAUAAUAAAGGAGCUACUAUUUGGGUAGCAAAAUUUCAAGGUUCGACACAAUUAAUUGGAGGAUAUAAUCCAUUAGAUUGGAAUGGAUAUGGUUUUAAAUAUACAGCAGAUAGUUUUCUAUUUAACUUUACAGAUGGAAAUAAUAUUUCUACUGCAAAAUUAGGCUAUGUUAAAAAGCCAAAUAAUGCUAUUUUUUGUUCUAAUGACCAAGGUCCACACAUGGGUAUUUUCCUAUGUUAUGGUAACAACGAAUGGAAAAAUCAUGAUAAUAAUGCUACUUACUAUCCUGAUAUAGGCAUUCCAAAUACUUUAAAUACUCCUAAUUUUGCAGUAGAGAAUUAUGAAGUAUUUCAAGUAGUUAUAAAAUAGUUAUAAAUUUUAAAAGAAAAAAUUUAACUUCAAGAUUAAGAGUUAUAAUUAUAGGACCCAUAAAUAUAUAUAUAAGGGUAGCAAUUUACUAAUAAAUUUUCGAAUUCUUAAUACUGAUUUGUGAAACAUAAGAUUUGGAUAUUUUGACAUGUUUAAUAAGCAAUUAACCAUCUUCAAGUAUGGGCGUCUUCACAAAAAACGUGAUUGAG
Molecule: messenger RNA, 1643 nt
Organism: Rhizophagus irregularis DAOM 181602=DAOM 197198
Lineage: Eukaryota; Fungi; Glomeromycota; Glomeromycetes; Glomerales; Glomeraceae
Source: RefSeq, a predicted model, not a curated record